Molecule: messenger RNA, 1176 nt
Organism: Acipenser ruthenus (sterlet)
Lineage: Eukaryota; Metazoa; Chordata; Actinopteri; Acipenseriformes; Acipenseridae
Product: transcription factor 24-like
Exons: 3
Coding region: 172-765 (197 amino acids)
Biological process (GO): developmental process; regulation of transcription by RNA polymerase II
Molecular function (GO): DNA-binding transcription factor activity, RNA polymerase II-specific; RNA polymerase II transcription regulatory region sequence-specific DNA binding; protein dimerization activity
Source: RefSeq, a predicted model, not a curated record
UACACACAGACAGCAGCACCUCCAACCACCACCAGCAAUCACUGCUUUAUAAAGCCCACUGUACUGGGAACUACAUCAUUUUACUGGAGUCAAAACGCUGGAAGACUUCUGCUCUGCAAAACAGGAAAGGGCUCCUUGGAGGCGAACCAGAGUUUGCACAGACUGCACUAAAUGCAACUUUACUUGAGCAGCGGAACCUUGAAGAUUGAGUUGCAGCCCGUGCUUGGCAGUGAGAAAUCCAUUAUGGAUAGUGGGAAUGUUUCAGUGACAAUAAUGGAUGAGAGUCCCGGUUCCAGUUCCAGGUCCAGCUCGAGCCCUGACAUUGAUUCGCGCCUCUCCCCGGACAGGAGGCGCUCCGAGCCGCUCGCACUUAGCGCUGGUGCCAGAGGCAGGCCUGCAGCUGCGAACGCGGCUCGGGAAAGGAGCCGAGUUCAGACACUGCGACACGCUUUUCUGGAACUGCAGCGAACUCUGCCCUCCGUUCCUCCCGACACCAAGCUGUCCAAACUCGACGUCUUGAUACUGGCCACCACGUAUAUUGCCCAUUUGACUAGGACCCUGCAAGAGGAGGGGAUGGUGGACGGAGAGGGGACUAGGCAUCCUGAUGUAUUACACUCUCUCAAAGGAGACGGCUACUUGCACCCUGUAAAAAAAUGGCCUAUGCGAUCCAGGUUGUACAUUGGAGCUACGGGACAGUUUCUGAAUAAUUCAGGGCAGGCUGAAAAUCCAGACCAAGGUGAAUCAUCAUCAGCUUCACAGACUUAACUAACCAUCAGUGUUUUUUUUUUUCACUAAAUGGUCAACCCCAAACACAAAAAUCUACAGCCUUAUAGGAAUAAAGAUUUGCCGGAACAUUUGCAAUCAUCCAUGUAUACUGAUUUGAGAAGCCUGAAGUUCAGUAAGAGGUACGAGAGGUUCUGCUAAAUUGCUUUGUUUUGUGACAUAGUUGUGGCAAAACAGUGUAAAGGACUGAAAUGUGGAUUCUAUGCAAUCACCUGCAUUGCUGUUAAUUAAAACCUCUGACACAGUAUUUGAAGACACAGUACAAUAUCAUAAACAGUGAAAAGCAUUUGUUCAAGUGAAGAUCAGUGCUGUGGGUGAAAAGUUAUGUAGCUAACCAAAAUUCUGUAUAAAUAAUAUUAAUAUAUUUGUCAGUAUGUAAAUUAUUCAUUUUAA